Messenger RNA from Nymphaea colorata (pocket water lily), 1065 nucleotides. RefSeq lists its product as uncharacterized. NCBI's taxonomy places the organism in Eukaryota, Viridiplantae, Streptophyta, Magnoliopsida, Nymphaeales, Nymphaeaceae. The transcript has a single exon. The record is from RefSeq and is a predicted model, not a curated record. Bases 1 to 1065 code for a protein of 354 amino acids.
AUGAGUUCAAAGCCUUGCAUUUUCAGGACUUGGGAAGACGAAAGAGCAUACAAGCCAAAGAAUCCUAUCUUCCUGGGCAUUGGACCUUACCACUCCAACAACCCCCACACGUUGGAGGAUACAGUGCUCAACUUGGUCCUGGAGAGGACGCAAAUUUGCCGCACAGAAGAUGUCGUUAAUGCCCUAAGAGACGAUGCUCUGAAGGUGAGAGAAUGUUACGAAGGGGCGGAUAUCGGACUAUACAAUCUUCCGCAGAACGACGAUUUUGUGAAGGUGCUGGUAAGAGAUGGAUGCUUCGUGUUAGAGUUGAUGCACAUCAUGACAACAGUAAAGCAUCCCUUUCGCACCAUCGCCACCAGGUUUUCCUCCGCCCAAUUGGAAUUUCCAUUGAACAACACCAUGCAACGCCAUAUUCUUCUUGACGUGUUGAGGGUCAACAACCAAAUCCCCAAGGCCUUUCUUAAACGCCUCUACAGCCACCUACAGUACAGAGAUCAGUCACUCGAAGCCAUGCUCAACAAGUUCUUAGGCUUCCUUCUCAUGAAAAGAUUGGAGGUGCCAAACCUUGCCGGCGCUUGCCAUCUCCUCGACGCUGCAAGGAUGAAAUUUCUGCCCAGCAUGCUGGUUGGGCAAAGCAGAGUAGCAGGCUCGGCAACAGGAGCGUGUCUCUCUCCCAUUGGCGAAAUGAGCGUACGCUACAGCGCUAUCGAUCUCGAGGACUCGAGAGUUACCAUCUCGCGGGCGGAUGAAGGAAUGGUGAAAUGGGUUCCCAGGCCGUCGUGGAUACCGUUUCGUAAACCGUUCCUUAAGCUCCCCCGUAUCCUCAUCAACAGGGACUCCGACUACAUUUUCAGGAACAUGGUGGCUUACGAGCAACGGCUUGUGGAAGAUGACGACCAGCCGGUGUCGUCCUACCUUCGCCUUCUCAGCGACCUUGUACUCACUGCCGCCGACGCCCGAGUCUUGACUUUCCGAGGAAUAAUCGACAACCAGCUGGGCAGCCUGGAAGACGUCGUUAAGUUCUUCAGGGCUAGGACGCACGUAUGGGAUCGACAUGCUGUCUAA